Trichoderma reesei QM6a is the source of this 546-nucleotide messenger RNA. RefSeq lists its product as uncharacterized. The transcript is spliced from 4 exons. The coding region runs from base 1 to 546 and encodes 181 amino acids. The record is from RefSeq and is a predicted model, not a curated record. Lineage: Eukaryota; Fungi; Ascomycota; Sordariomycetes; Hypocreales; Hypocreaceae.
AUGGCCGGCUCGAUAUUCGCUUCCGCGGCGCCGUACCACGUCAUAUCCUACGGAACUCUCCUGGGAACGACAUUCUUCCACUCCUUCGUCAACGGCAUCGUCAUGUUCCGCACCGUCAGCCGGCCCUCCUUCUCCGCCAUCCAGAGCAAGCUGUUCCCCAUCUACUUUGGCAUGCAGACGGCCAUCCCCGCGCUGCUCGCCCUCACGUUCCCCGGAAACGCCCUCUUGGGCAUCAAGGGCGGCAUCGGCGGCCUCGUCGACGCUCCCAACAAGUGGAGCUCCUUGGUGCCCAUCGCAACCAUGUUCGUCAGCGGCCUCGUCAACCUCGCCGUGCUGCUUCCCGCCACUGUCAAGACCAUGAAGGACCGCCAUGGACAAGCCAAGCGAGACGGAAAGGAGUGGUAUGACAAGGAUGCACAGUCGGAUGAGAUGCGUGCCCUCAACAAGAAGUUUGGCAUGCUGCACGGCAUCUCCUCCCUCGUCAACCUUGUCGAGUUCGUCGCCCUGGUGGCGUACGGCUUCACGCUGGCAUCUCGCAUCCAGUAG